Messenger RNA from Talaromyces marneffei, 1722 nucleotides. RefSeq lists its product as uncharacterized. NCBI's taxonomy places the organism in Eukaryota, Fungi, Ascomycota, Eurotiomycetes, Eurotiales, Trichocomaceae. The record is from RefSeq and is a predicted model, not a curated record. The transcript has a single exon. The coding region runs from base 1 to 1722 and encodes 573 amino acids.
AUGCCAAAAAAACACAGCAAGUUCCCGUCCAUCAAACCCGCUAGUACUGUUCAUCCAUCGUUAGAAUCCUCAACCUCCAAGCGACAGUAUGGCAGCACCUCACGGUCAUCAGCGGUUGAGAACCAGUCGGUAAAUGACCUGAUUCAGCACCUUCGUCGGACCCAGGCCACUUCUCCUAACGAUGGCUCCUCGAAUACCUCUCGGACCGUAACGCAACGCACACUCCAUCCAUCUCUUAGGAACAUUCUUGAUGUUCCAGAGACUCCGCCACCACGACCUCGCUCAAAUGUGCGGCCCGUAGGCGGACGGUUCUUUCGUAGAACCCCCGGCCCUCCACCACCGUCUAGUUGGGUACAGACUCAGGCACCGGCAAACAAUACAUCCGGUGGGCAUCAAGGCGUCUCGGUUGGCUAUGAUCAAGUACUUUACCGCCUUGAGAGACUCCCCGGGGUGAAGUUUCCGCCAAAGGAUAGUUUGCAACAUGCUGUGAUGAAGUCGAUGGCGAUUAACUGGACAUGGCACUUGGAGUAUGACAAUGAGUUUCUCAUGGAAAUUCCGAGCCGUCUUAAGUUACUCUUGUUGAGCUAUAUUGCUACUCAGAUGUCGAGAUCUGAUUUAGCGUCCCCGGCAAAUACUCUCAACUGUCUUUUCGCCCCGCCAGAAGCGUCUGAUAGCGAAGUCGGAUAUGUAACUCGCUUGGAUUUGAGUGGCGCCGUUGGAAACUGGAUUAAUAUGAAGGUCUUGAGCAAGCAACUCUUGCUUCCUCGCAAAGAGAAAAGUGCGCCGAUUAUAGAGAGCGAAGACAAUGUUCCCGCAUCAUGGGAUGAUAGUGAGGAUUCAAUAGACGCCGAUGAAGCCGAGGCGCAUUCAUUAUCAUCGCCUCAUUCACGCCUAUUCAAAUCUCCAUCUCGAAUUCUCCGGUUCCCAAAUCUGAGGUACUUGUCGCUUGCUCACCCCAAGCGUACAGCAGCUAGUUGGGGUUCGCUUCUUAUUUUACUCUCUCACAUUUCUACGAUCACUCACCUGUCUCUCGCUCAUUGGCCACUUCCCACACUAACUCCAAACCUCAUCAAUGAGCGCGUUACGCAUCAAACUAUGAGAUCCAUAUCAUUUGCUGCCGGUGGAACAGAUACAUACAGUGUUGAUGAAAACAACUGGGUUGAAGCCGUCAAUAUCCUACGCAGGCUCUCUCGUGCGACAUAUUGUCUCAAAUGGCUGGACCUAGAAGGAUGCGGCGAAUGGUUUGGAGCUCUUAGUUGGGACGGACGUACGCUGCAUGAUGAUGAGCCAUUCCAGACGUUAUCGUCGGCAUGGAACGGAUCAUGGCGAGAUAUCGAGUGGAUUGGCCUCGGUCCUGGCUGGAUACCGUCGAAAACGGUAGAUGAGAGCGACUUGACUGCUUCGUUCAUUCCACUCGCAGUAUCCAGACACUCGCCAGCAUCUCAGCAGCAACCCGGACAAGUGAGAAAUCUAGACGACGACCUGACCUCCGUGCUUACGGAGGAAGACCUGCGGGGCGCCGCGAUUGCGCGCGAAAAGCAGCGUCGAGUCAAUGAAUGGAAAGCAUACGAAGAGACUCUACGAAAAGCUCGUCGAGUUGAGAAGCAUAUCCAUCGUGUCCGUCACGAAGCUGGAGGGAAAUGGAUACAUUUCUCCUUUGGCGGGGAGGGAGCUGAGGAACGAAAGGUCCUAGAGCAGGUAUUGGACAAAAUAGAUGCAUGA